This is a messenger RNA of Acanthopagrus latus (yellowfin seabream), 2527 nucleotides long. RefSeq names its product DENN/MADD domain containing 6B (gene dennd6b). The record is from RefSeq and is a predicted model, not a curated record. NCBI's taxonomy places the organism in Eukaryota, Metazoa, Chordata, Actinopteri, Spariformes, Sparidae. Gene Ontology annotation, cellular component: recycling endosome. Bases 88 to 1812 code for a protein of 574 amino acids. The transcript is spliced from 20 exons. Gene Ontology annotation, molecular function: guanyl-nucleotide exchange factor activity.
CUUCCGCUCGCUCGGUGUCGGUAACGUUAUUGUGAUGGAGGGACGGAGGAUGGAGGACGGAGGUUUCGGAGCUCUCAUCCGGUCGUGAUGAACCCGUUUGAUGGCACCGGUUCUCCUCGACAUGAGGAGGCGGCGGACGGCGGGGUCAGCCGGUGUCCGUGGGCCCGGUUCUCCUCCUGGCUGGAGUGUGUGUGUGUCGUUACCUUCGACCUGGAGCUCGGACAAGCCAUAGAGCUGGUGUAUCCUCAGGAUGUAAAGCUCACUGAGAAGGAGAAAACCAGCAUCUGCUACCUGUCCUUCCCUGACUCCUACUCAGGAUGCCUCGGGGACACUCAGUUCAGCUUCAGGUUGCGGCAGUCAGUGGGUCGCAGAGCAUCCAGGUUCAGAGAGGACGUUUACAACAGGGACGCCCCCGUCACCCUGCAGACUGAAGUGUCCCAUUUCUUUGGUUACGUCUAUUUUAGACAAGUGAAGGAUAUCUCCGUGAAGAGAGGAUACUUCCAGAAGUCUCUGGUGCUGGUCUCCAGGUUGCCGUACACUCACCUGUUCCACUCGCUGCUGCAGAUCAUUGCUCCUGAGUUUUUCGAGAAGCUCCAGCCCUGUCUGGAAGCAGUGUGUAACGAGAUCGAUCAGUGGCCUUCACCUGUACCUGGACUGACCCUGAACCUGCCGGUGAUGGGCGUGGUUUUACAGGUGCGGAUUCCUUCAAAAACAGACAAACCAGGAGGAAGUCCAGUCAGAGAGACGACCACACAGGACCUCCUGCCAACUCCGACGGUGCUGCCCACCAUCCACGAGCUGGACCUCUUCAAGUGUUUCCAGUCGGUCCUGAUCCACCUGCACAUCCUCUGGGAGCUCACGUUGCUGGGGGAACCGCUGGUCGUCAUGGCGCCGUCUCCUACCGUCUCCUCAGAAACCGUGCUGGCUCUCAUCAGCUCCAUCAGUCCUCUGAAGUUCUGCUGCGACUUUCGUCCUUAUUUCACCAUCCACGACAGCGAGUUCAGAGAGUACACCACCAGGACCCAGGCCCCACCCAACGUGGUUCUGGGUGUCACCAAUCCGUUCUUCAUUAAGACUUUUCAGAACUGGCCUCAUGUGGUCCGACUGGGAGAAAUCAAGAUGGCGGGUGAUUUGCCUAAACAGGUGAAGGUGAAGAAGCUGUCUAAACUGAAGACUCUGGACACUAAACCAGGGAUCUACACCGCCUACAAGACAUUUCUGCACAAAGACAAGAUCCUGAUCAAACGCCUACUGAAGGGCAUCCAGAGGAAGAGACCGUCAGAGGUCCAGAGCGCCAUCCUGAGGAGGCACCUGUUGGAACUGACUCAGAGCUUCAUCAUCCCACUGGAGCGGUACAUGGCGAGCUUGAUGCCUCUGCAGAGAUCGGUGACGCCAUGGAAGACUCCUCCUCAGAUUCGACCCUUCAGUCAGGACGAGUUCAUGACGACUCUGGAUCACACCGGGCCGCAGCUGACCUCAGGGCUUAAAGGUGAUUGGAUGGGACUGUACAGGAAGUUCUUCAGGUCUCAGAAUUUUGAUGGAUGGUAUCGACAUCGACACAAAGAGAUGACUCAGAAACUGGAGAGUCUUCACCUGGAGGUCAUCUGUGAUGCUGACCUGCUGGGUUGGACCAAAGACAAGUCUGAGGUGGAAAUCGUCGACCUUAUUCUGAAGCUCAGAGAGAAACUGAUUAAAGCUCGACGGCAGCAGCUGCAGGUGAAAGACGGCGUUCUGGACAAACUGGAUGCUUUCAUAAAUUCCAUCAUCAGCUCGCUGCCUGAAGACCUGCAGACUGUACUGAAUACACAUUGAAUACACACUGGACACACACUGGAUACACACUGACACCUCUUGUGUUAACAGAAAAUCUCCUUCAACAGAUGAUCCAUAAAAUUAGUUCAUCUUGACGCCUUCAUUCAGUUUCGAUUGAUUCAGUUUUGAUUGAUUCAGUUCACCUGUGAUGAGGUGUUUCCGGUUCCAGCUGAUGUCUGUUAUAUGAAGUUUUGACACUAAAUGAUAAAUAAAUAAAAACUCAGUCAUAAGAGGAAGAGGAAACAUUAUGAGGACGACUUCCCCCAAGAUAAAAUAAACAGCUUUAUUCUUAUGAUUCUUUCUCCAUUCCAAACUUUAUUCUCAAACUGUGAAACAUUUUUUUGCAGAAUAUUGUGACUCAGUUCUCUGAAACACUCACAGUCUUGAGACGUUGUCGUAUGUUGUCGAUUAAUUACUUUUCCACUCAGUUUCAGCUUCAAGUGUUUGAUAUGAUAGCCAAUGUUUUAAUAAAUAUAAACAAUAAUAACACUAUUAGUGAUGACAUCAUCAUGAAGUUUAAAUGCCACAAUAUCUCUGUUGGAUUUUUAUUGUUUCUGCCUCACAGACUGAACUCAGUGAAUGUAUCCCACACUAAUAAUAUUAACAAUAUUAAUGAUAAGUUAUAUUAAUAAGAUUGUGUAGUUAUUUUUUAUUUUUCCCCCAAACUGUCUGUUUAAAAAAAUGAGUUUGAACAAUAAAACCUGACUCACGUUCA